CUCCGAUUCAUCAGUAUAUCUUGUUCGCUCUGAACUAAAUUUUUAGUUUUCUCUGGUGACUUUAAAAUAUUAGUUAUAAUAAAUACUAUGAUUUCCAUAAGAUUUACACAAGGCGUUAUUCUUUACGCUCUUGGGUUGUUGUUAACUGAUUUUACAUUAAAUGUAGGAGUAGCCAGCAUGAAUACGGAACCAGAUUCCAAUUUAAGAUGUGGCCAAAGAAAUAAGCGAGGGGCGGGCAAUCAAUUUUCAGGCGCCCAAGAUGGACAAGCUCAAUUUGGAGAGUUCCCUUGGAUGUUAGCUAUUAUGAAAAACUUACCUGGCAAAGAUUUAUCCUAUAAAUGUGGAGGAUCCCUUAUUAAUCCUAAUGUUGCUCUGACAGCAGCCCAUUGCGUAACUGAUAACAAUACCGAUAUCCAAUACAGUGUAAGAGCUGGAUUAUGGGACAUGGAUCUUUUAGUUGAAAUCCUUCCCCAUGAAGACAGAGAGGUAAAGAAGAUAAUAGUUCAUCCAGAUUUCAUACCCCAAGCUUUAUACAACGACAUUGCCCUCUUAAUUUUAAAAACUCCAUUAACUUUAGCAGAACAUAUUCGUACAGUUUGUUUACCACCACAAGAUUUUCCCUUGGAUUCUAGCAUGGGAAGAGCCUUCGUUUCUGGUUGGGGUAAAACUAAAUUCAAUAAUGAGAUUCUUGAUUCCGCUACCAUUCUAAAAAAAACCGACGUACCAAUAGUUGAUAAAGAAAAAUGUGAAGAGAACUUGAAAAAGACUCGACUAGGACCUAACUACAGGAUGCACGAUAGUUUUAUAUGCGCAGGUGGCGAAGCUAACAAAGAUGCUUGCAAGGGAGAUGGCGGCAGUCCAUUAGUACUUCCAGUAGGAGAAGAUAAUGCAACCUAUUUUCAAGCUGGUAUUGUGGCAUGGGGGAUAGGCUGCUGGGAAGAGUCUCAUCCCGGAGUGUACGUUAAUGUGGGUAAAUUCAGAAACUGGAUAGAUGAGCAAAUGAAAAAUAAUAACUUUGAUGAAACUACGUAUCAAUAUCAACGAAAAGUUGAAUUGAGCAAUUAAAAAUUUAAAAUUAAAUUUAAACUAAAUAUCAGUAUUAAACUGUUCCCUACCAAGCUGGUCCCAUAGAAUCUGCAAUGUGCCGCUUAACCGGCCCAUCGUAGCAAUCGUUUUGUAUUUAGUUACCAAGUCUGAUACUAAUAAGUGGAAGAAUCAAGGGACAACCGAUGGUAGAACUGUCUCCCUUUCCAGUAUGUAUUGACUCCAUAGAAACAAAACAGAUUUCUUAGGAUUGGUCUAUAUGGAAAAUAUGCUUGGCAGGGAUAAAGAAUCGUAGGUAUCUUAGACAGAAAAAUGCCCUCAACAAUUAAACAAAAUUUUGAUUUGAUAAUUCUGAUCCUAAAUGUUUUUUGAAAUUUAUUAUCACUCGCCAUAAUAAAUUUAUGCUUUAAUAAUAAAGUUAUAUUAUAAAUGUAAUUUACAAAUCGAUUGGAAAAACAUUUCAUUUAUUAUACUUAACAACAA
Molecule: messenger RNA, 1527 nt
Organism: Diabrotica balteata
Lineage: Eukaryota; Metazoa; Arthropoda; Insecta; Coleoptera; Chrysomelidae
Source: the annotation of a GenBank genome assembly